AAACAGAAAAUAACAGAGAGCUCGCUAAAUGCCGCGCGCUGCUAGCGAGCUGUGUAAAUAAUCAUUUAUACCAAAUAUGAAUCUUCGCUUUCUUCUCUUGUGGUGUUAAGUAUGUUUAAACAAUGGGCCGUUUGACUUCAGCCCUGGAUAACAUGCAGUGAAGUUUGGUGGGUGACUGUUUACAGUAGCUUGGCUAAUAAUCUCGGCUUUGCUCUUUUCCAGCUGGAGAGGCUCCGUCAUGUUGUUAUUGUCGAGCCACUGCUGCUAGUCCGGGCUGAAAAUGGUAAAGCGAGGUUAUCGUCUGAGAGUCAGCUAGCACAAAGAGUGUAAAUUAAGUCUGGGAAGAUCAUUCCACGGCGCUGACUGCGUAAGCUGUCUUCCCUUGGGCGUUGGCGAGGUUUUUCAGUCCCGCGUUUCGGUUUCCUGAGCCCAGGCUGGCUCAGAUCAGCUGUCACUCCGGUCACUCUGAGCUGUCACCAUGCCUGGCAUGGUCGUGUUUGGUCGGCGGUGGGGAAUCGCCAGUGAUGAUCUUGUGCUGCCAGGAGCCUUCGAGCUGUUCAUUCGAGUCCUGUGGUGGAUUGCUACCGUAGUCCUCUAUGCCACACACAAAGGAAAGUUUGAUUGUCAUGGUGGAGCUGUUUUGCAUAGCUACAUUGUUGUCCUCCUCAUCCUGCUUGCAGUCAUUAUCUUAACCUUAUGUGCAGUUGUUUACGUCAGUGCUCAAGGAACCAUAAUGAAUCCAGGUCCACGACGCUCAAUGCCAGUCCUGGUAUAUCUUCGUGCAGUCCUUUACAUCCCUGAGUUUGUUUGGGCCUGUCUUGGAGCCGUCUGGGUAUCUGAUAGCAGCGGAGGAUGUGAACCAGCAGAAAUUGGUCUUGUAAUCGGUGCUGUGGUUGCUAGCUGGAUCAUCUUGUUGUCCAUGAUUUUGGGCUUGUUGAUAGUCUUUGACCCGUUGGGCAGCCUGCGACGGCCAACCCUGAUUGGCGAAGCCUCGGGCCUAAGAGAUCUGCAGAGUAGCGAGUCCUCGCAGCUCUUUUACACUGCACGCUCGCUAGCGGUGCGUGUGUGGGAGAGUCGGCUGCGCCUGCUGUGCUGCUGCCUGCCUCAGGAUGAUAACCACAGAGCGGCCUUCUCCAGCAUCUCCCAGCUUGUCAGCGGCUUCUUCUCGGACACAGACCUGGUGCCCAGUGACAUUGCUGCAGGCCUGGCCCUUCUGCAUCAAGAGCAGGAUAAAAUGGAGCACUGCAGAGACCCUGAUGAUGUCAUACCCCACAGCCCAUCAUCCCCCAUAAGAGAAGACUUGGAGGUAGAGCUUGAGAAAGCUGCACAUUUUAUGCAGUUUGCUGUUGCUGCAUAUGGGUGGCCCUUGUAUGUGUACUCAAACCCUCUUACUGGAUUGUGCAAACUCAGUGGUGACUGCUGUCAUAACCGUAAUACAGAGUCUGACCUGGUUGGAGGAGACAACUUCGGCUGUAAUUUUAGCUCUAUCUUGCAUGUCACUGGACUACAGUACCGAGACUUUAUUCACAUUAGCUUCCAUAAUCAGAUAUAUGAGAUCCCAUUCUUUGUUGCACUGGAUCACAAAAGGGAGGCUGUGCUGGUUGCUGUGAGGGGAACAUUGUCACUAAAGGAUGCAUUGACAGACCUUUCGGCAGAAUGUGAAAAUCUGCCAGUUGAAGUCGUGUCAGGAGCCUCUUAUGCACACAAGGGCAUAUCUCAAGCAGCCAAUUACAUUUAUAAGAAGCUUGUCAAUGAUGGCAUCUUGAGCCAGGCUUUCAGCAUUGCACCUGAGUACAGGCUGGUCAUCACAGGUCACAGUCUUGGUGCAGGAACAGCGUCUCUCCUGGCAGCACUGCUGCAUAGUACUUACCCCACUUUGAAGUGCUAUGCUUUUUCACCACCAGGGGGCCUCAUGAGUAAAGCGCUUGCUGAGUACUCCAAGCAGUUUGUGAUCUCUGUGGUUCUGGGAAAAGAUCUGGUCCCCAGAUUGAGUAUCCCAAACAUGGAAGACUUGAAGAGGAGAAUAUUGAAAAUGGUGUCUAAUUGUAAUAAACCCAAGUACAAGAUUCUUUUACAUGGCUGCUGGUAUGAGGUGUUUGGGGGAACUCCAGAUGACUUCCCCACAGAAAUGGAGAACCGGAGGGAGGAGGCAUUAAACCAACCACUACUUGGAGAGGAGAGCUUAUUGGUGCCGGGCUCCACUUCCUAUCAUAGCAUUUCUUCAGAUGACUCCCCCACCCACCCCACCCACCUGCCCCUAUUUCUGCCUGGACGCAUCAUAUACAUCACAGAAGAAGGGCCCUCACGCAGACACUGCUUCUCCCAGGUGCGGUACCGUGCAGAGUGGUCCAACGAGACCGCGUUCCACAGUGUGCUGAUCAGUCCACGUAUGGUCGCUGACCAUAUGCCCGACGUGGUCCACCGAGCCCUGUGCAGCCUCACCAGCGACCGGCCAUUCUCCCUCUGCCCCUCCUCCCACAGCAACAGUCACCUGAAUGUCAUCUGAGCUCCAACUGCCUUGAGCUUGGAUCCUGAACUGACUGUGGCACUGAAUGCACAAAUAGGCUACAGGAAGCUUCUCUGAUUAAAAACUCCUCUUCCCCAGUCCUGACCUUCUCGAGCAUUUCAGCUCAUUCUGAUUUUAUUUAUUUUUUUAAUUUGCUAUGUUUGCAGCACUGUGCGGUUCAAAUGAUACUGUAACAUAUACUGCAUUCUCCCAUCAAUCAGACUAAUGUGUGUUGUUUAACAGCAUUAUGCUGUGAUAUUUGUGAGAAUUCUCCUUAAUGUAUUUCUGAAAGUACAAGGUGGACAUUUAAUCCAUGUAAGGGAAAGAAACACCAGUAGUUGUGUAGCAGUGGUGUCUUGUUUGUGCUGUAUGUUUUGAAAAUCAGGGUGAGUAGUGCCUAUGCAUAGCUGGAUGUGCUACUGGAAGUGUGAAGCCUUGCUACAGAUUAGAGCAACGUACAACUCCAGCGCACCUGGAUCAGAUGCACUUUUGAUGCAUGGCACUAAUACGUUCGAUUUGCAUGGAAACAAAUGAUUAAGUCAGUUCAUUUACUCAGCCUUUCUGUCAUCAAAAGUUCUCAUCACAACAUAUUCAUUUUUCAGAAUGUCUCAAUAAAUACAUGUUGAUGAGAAACAUGUCA
This is a messenger RNA of Pygocentrus nattereri (red-bellied piranha), 3146 nucleotides long. It is a transcript of the gene daglb, whose product is annotated as diacylglycerol lipase, beta. Gene Ontology annotation, biological process: lipid metabolic process. The record is from RefSeq and is a predicted model, not a curated record. The coding region runs from base 479 to 2506 and encodes 675 amino acids. NCBI's taxonomy places the organism in Eukaryota, Metazoa, Chordata, Actinopteri, Characiformes, Serrasalmidae. The transcript has 15 exons.